AUGAUAGAACUGUUACCAUAUGAUGAGAUGCUUAAGGAGCUUGGCUGCGAAUUAUUGCCCCUGGAAGGCCCAGAGCCAGCGGCGCUACAAUUCUACCUCAAGAUUGGUGUUCUUGUUAUUCAGAGCACUCAAAACCCUCACCAACCCUCCAGCCUUUUGAACCAAGCCCAGGGUCUUCUUUACGGGCACCUGAAUAGAUGCCAUGCGGAAAUAUGGAAGACCACAACAUCACAUCGAAGCUCUACAAACAUGAUAGGAGACGUCUUCGGAGAUGAAAGCCACUAUGAUCAACAUAACGGUAACAAUAGAGACUCUGAGGAGACAAGUUCUACUCGAAGUGAUUUCUAUCAGUCCUCCGAUGAACUUCAAAAGACGCAACAGACCUACGAUGACUUUAUCUACACAACUGCUUUGAAAGAGAUGGGAGAUACAGAGUCUUACCUGCCUCGGUAUACUUUGAAGCGAAUAGUACUUGAACCCCCCAGGUGGGGGGCUACGGUUCAAUACAAGGAUCUCCAAUCUUAUGCGGAGGCCAAUUCCAAGAAGGCAGCAAAGCAUUCCGCGUCUAAGUCUCUUUGGCUCCAAAUGGGCAAACCCCUUUUAGCGAAUUGA
Penicillium angulare is the source of this 612-nucleotide messenger RNA. Its product is annotated as double-stranded RNA binding motif domain-containing protein. The record is from RefSeq and is a predicted model, not a curated record. NCBI's taxonomy places the organism in Eukaryota, Fungi, Ascomycota, Eurotiomycetes, Eurotiales, Aspergillaceae. The coding region runs from base 1 to 612 and encodes 203 amino acids. The transcript has a single exon.